This is a messenger RNA of Meloidogyne enterolobii, 972 nucleotides long. NCBI's taxonomy places the organism in Eukaryota, Metazoa, Nematoda, Chromadorea, Rhabditida, Meloidogynidae. The record is from the annotation of a GenBank genome assembly.
AUGGAUUAUGAUGAUGAUAGUGAUGAACCUAUGGAUUUGGAUCAACACCAACGCAAAUUUUUUGAUGUUGGUCCUUUUGAUCCUAGAAGAGUGGAUUUGAAUAAACCUGCAAUGACUGCUGAGGAAUAUUUGAAACAAGUAAUUGUGGAUCGUAGUCAACAACCAGCUAUUGCAGUUGCUUCAAAUUUAAGUCUUAUUAUGGCCCAAAGUUCAACAAGUGCAACAACUUCAAGAAUCACAAAUUGUUUAGAAAAUCAACUUGAAAUUUUUACUACUCGAUUCGGGCCAGAUAGUGAAUGGAGAACUGCCAAGGUCAAUGAAUUUUCGUUGAAUCGUUCACUUUUGGAAGAUAAGAAAGCUCCUCCAGAUAUUUUGGCUGAUAUUAAACUUCCUACACCGUUAACAUAUUGGCUAGCAUUUAGAUUGCUUAAUUUGAGUUCGGGUGUUCGGUGGAGUUUGGGUGGUGAUUCACAGGGUUGGUGUCAAUUAUGUUUUGAAAGAAGAAUUCCAGAACUAGACAUUAACGAGGAAGACAAAGAAAAAUUGGAAAAAUUUGCACAUCAUAAGGGUAUACCUCCAAUGUUGGGAUUGGUUAGAUGUUUGAAUGAUAAUUUGGUGAAUCAUCUUAUUAUGCACCAAACUGAGGUAAAAUUUAUGUUUAUUUUAUACAAAACAUUUUUUUGUUUUGUUGGGAACGUGUUUGUUUUGAAAUGUUUCCUAUGCUUUUCUCAUGUUUUUCUUUUAUUCUGGUUAUGUUUUUAUUUGUUUUAUAAUUAUGUAAUCGAAAAUGGACAUAGCCGUGCUAUUCUUGAAUGGAUUUAUGCAUUAUUGUUGGUUGUUAAAAAGCCGUUGCUUCAAGAUGUUGUUGCACGAUUGCGUGAUUUUUGCCGUAAAUGUCGUGAAUGGCGAUCUCAAAUGGAUGAGGAUGAAUUGGAUAAAAUAUAUGAAUUGAGUUGGUUCAUCACUAUGUAA